Molecule: messenger RNA, 2234 nt
Organism: Magallana angulata
Lineage: Eukaryota; Metazoa; Mollusca; Bivalvia; Ostreida; Ostreidae
Product: run domain Beclin-1-interacting and cysteine-rich domain-containing protein-like
Exons: 15
Coding region: 1-1830 (609 amino acids)
Cellular component (GO): intracellular membrane-bounded organelle
Molecular function (GO): phosphatidylinositol phosphate binding
Source: RefSeq, a predicted model, not a curated record
AUGAAGUUUAAUCCAUCUUCAUGUUCUAAAGGAGCAAGCACAAGCCCUGAGGACACAAAGAACAUGGCUCGUGAAUCUUUGAGAACGGUUCUACGGAAAUCUGGUUCCGACUCCCCAACUGGGGAUGCCCCUGACUUUAGUUUCUAUGACAACCUCAACAGUGACCCAUUAUUGAAUAUAGAGUUUAGUGAAAAUGCGGCCACUGAUAGUGAGAAUUCACAUGCAGAAGUGGGAUCCGGUGAACGCAUUGUCAAUUCAAGUGCAAAGAAGGCCAUAGUGAGGAGCCAGUCAGAUACAGGGAUGUCAAAAACUUUAACUGUGAUUAAAAAUAUAUACAAAGACAACGAGGACUUUGAGCCCGGAAAGUCAGGGACUGUGAACAGGCUCGAGGAUAUUUUUUCUGACUCUGAGUGCCCCAAAAAGGGGGAAGAAGAAAAUGUCAAGGUCAAAGCAAAAUCAAAAGGGCAUAAAAGGUCAAGGUCAGAUCAUGGAGGUAUAAAAGUGGAGAAAGGACCCCAGAAAGAAAAAGGAAAAGUGCCAAAUAAAACUCAGAGAGAAGAUUCAUCUGAACCAGCAAGUAAAGAUAUACCAGGGGAGACAACUUUCAGGCAGCCUGUACAUGGUCAGUCCCUCAUCAACUACCUGUCUUCUCAGGAUUUUAACACCUGUGCCAUUCUAGACAAGGAGAAUGAACAUUUCAGUAUAUCUGAGGCAUUGAUAGCAGCCAUAGAACAAAUGAAGUGGAACCACGUCAUAAGUCCGAAGGACCGUGAGGAUCCUGAGGAAGAAGACUCGGAUGAGGAAAUCAACAAACUAAAGCAGCGAAUUCGCAUCCGCAAACAGCAGAAACUAAGGGAGAAAGCCAGAUUUUUUCCUACAUCCAGUGAUGGACUUACUGACACGGCUACAACUAGCAAGAGUCCCUCUUCAGUGUUAAAUUCUUCCUGUCAAGAUAACACAGAUAGCAGUAAUUCAGACAUUGAGGUGGAUGAAAUCAAUCUAACAAUUUCAGACAAUGAGCAAGACAAUGAGACCAAUCUGAGUUUGAUCAAAUCUGAGGGUCUCUCACUGUCCCUUGCCUCCCUGUACUCAGAUGCAGAUUUACAGAAAGUGAAGCCAGAUAGACAAAGCUCUAUGGAGAUAUCUGACCAAUCUGGCAUGUCAGCAGAGUCGGUAGCCAUUUUGUUGUUAAAGAAAUUCUCGGAAAAGCAGCUUCCAAAGGCAUCCGAGCUGGAGUGGCUGGUACCUAUAUCUGAGGCUCCACAGGAGUUACUUCCCUUACCAAAGUCAUAUCCAGUAUCUCCAGAUGAUAUUGAAAAUGAGAUUGGAGGAUUCACAAACUCGCUGUUUGGGCUGAGGACAAAAGUAGAAAUAUCACGUACUCUGAAAAACUGCAUGUUUAUUGGUCACAACUUUAUAAGUAAGAUAAUGAUAUUUAUUUCCAGUCUGGUUGGUGAUAUAAAUGCAGAGCCCUCACAUUGGUAUGAAGAUGUGGACGUCUACUCCAUUAGUGACCUUGUUGGUAUAAAGAACAGUUCUAUAGUGACAAAGCUGAAGGAUUUAGUGACAAAGUCCAUAGAUCACGUGGAGCAGUGUUCGUUCUGUCAGGGCUUUGGCUACAUCUGUGAGCUGUGUGGAGAUGAGAGUGAUAUCAUCUACCCAUUCCAGUUGCAGACUGUCGUUGUUUGCAAAGAUUGCACAUCAUGUUUCCAUAAAGGGUGUUAUGUAGAGGGAAAGUGUCCCAAAUGUAUCAGGAUUGAAGCAAGAAGGCAGAGACAAUUGCUUGAAACGAAGAUCUUUGAUUCCUCAGAAGAAGAGAGCGGGAGUUAAGACUGCAACUAAUAGUGAAAUAGUGCAAUUAUUGUGAUAUUUUUCUUUGAAUUUAAUCUUUGAAUUUUUUGUUGUCGAAAUCCCGUUUGAAGUUUAUUUGUUUUUUUUAUAAUAUAAGUGAGUGAUUUUGUCCUUUUAACUAUAAAAAAAACCAUUGAUUAAUUAAAUCAAAUCAAACUGAUCACUCAGUAAUACAAUUAAAAAAAUAUGCUUUUUAUUUUCAUUUUGAAAUGUAGCUUUUUUAUAUAUAUCAUUAUGGAACAUUAACAGCUGUUUAUUAUUAUUGGCUAGCUUUAUAUUUAAGGCAGGUUAGAGUAAUAUGAUUUAUAUACCACGUACCAGUUUUCAUUUCUGCAGACAUUGUGUGUUGUUGGUUAAUGAAAUCAACAUACUGCAAUAUUAUU